Molecule: messenger RNA, 2103 nt
Organism: Peronospora farinosa
Lineage: Eukaryota; Oomycota; Peronosporomycetes; Peronosporales; Peronosporaceae
Source: the annotation of a GenBank genome assembly
AUGACGUCUCUCUCGACUUCUUCUUCUUUGACCUCUUCAUGUCGACCACUUACUUUACCAGAAAAGAUUUUAACCCAUUGGGCUGUAGGUCUGACAAAACCUGAAGUAUCUCCUGGUCAAAUGCUUUGUGUCAAAGCACAGUGGACGCUUGCAUGUGAAAUUACGUGGAAGUCGAUGGACAAGACGUAUCAGGACAUGGGACGCCCUCGUAUAUGGCGCAAUGACCGCUUUUGGUUGGCUGUGGACCACACGGUGGAUCCACGUGUUAAUCAUCAACCACGUCAGCAAAUGAUGAUCAAGGCGUCCGAAGAUUUUGCCAAAGAGGCACAGCUCACGAAUUUCCAGCCACCCAAUACGACCAUCUUACACACGGAAUUCUACCGCCAACGUGCGCAACCUGGUCAAAUUGUAGUCGGUGCUGACUCCCACUCAUGCAGUACUGGAGGGUUGGGAGCUUUUGCAAUCGGUCUUGGAGCUGCAGAUGUCGUCAUGCCUCUUGUGACGGGAGAGACAUGGAUUAAAGUACCUGAGACGGUACUGAUCGAGUUUGUUGGCACACCUCCUACGGGAAUGGGUGGAAAGGAUGUCAUGCUGUAUACACUGGGUCAGCUCAAGUGCAACACUGUGGCUAUUGGUCGGUGUGUGGAGUGGGGUGGCAACAUCUCGGCACUGUCGUGUGAUGCUCGAUUUGCUAUUAGUAACAUGACGGCUGAGUUUGGUGGGAUUGCUGGUGUCUUUCCUGCUGAUGAAUGCACUGCUGCCUACAUUUCCAAACGCCCGGAUCACAACCAGGACGCACUCUACUUUCGUGCUGACAAGGAUGCUCAGUACGCUGAGAAGUUCCAGAUCAAACUGGACAACCUUGAACCGCAGGUGGCGUUGUUCCCAUCGCCAGACAAUGUCAAGCCUGUGUCAGAAGUUGUGGGCAUGAAGCUCGAUGGCUGCUUUAUUGGUGCGUGUACUACUGCAGAGGAGGACUUGGUGCUUGGCGCUCUCGUGCUCGAGGCCUGUCUGAAACAAGGCAUGAAGCCUGUGGCUCACGGCCAGCGCCGUGUGACCCCUGGUAGUCAAAUUAUCGUGGACAACCUAAAAAAGCAUGGUUUGAUCGACGUGUACGAGAAGGCUGGCUUUGUUGUUGGCGCUCCAGGCUGCAGUUUCUGCCUAGGUAUUGCUGCUGAUGUUGCUGGGGAGAACGAGGUGUGGCUUAGUAGUCAAAACCGUAACUACCGCAAUCGUAUGGGCAAGGGCUCGAUUGCUAACCUUGCUUCAGCCAUCACGGUUGCUGCUUCGAGUUUCACAAUGGAGGUGACUGACCCCACCCCUUUCCUCAAGCUAAUUGACGUCAAAAAGUUCAACUCUGCUGUGCCCAAGCGGCCAGCGGUGCCCAUCACGGUUGCUGAAGUGAACCCGGAGAUAUUGUCUGCUUCGGCCGGAGGCGAAGGCAAAGCUGAUGCGGAGGCUGCUGCUUCACUGGCGACGUUCUCUGGCUCAAUCAAGGGUCGCGUUCAGGUGUUUGGUGACAACAUUGACACGGACGCGAUUCUUCCGGGUGAGUUCCUGUGCGAAAACGACGUCGAGGCUUUGGGUAAGGUCGCCUUCCUCCACACAAACCCGGACUUUCGUGACAAGGUGAAGCAGGGUCAAGACGUUGUUGUUGCCGGUCAUGGCUUUGGCUGCGGUUCCUCGCGUGAGCAGGCCGUUACCGCUAUGAAGGGCGCUGGUGUGAAAGCUCUGAUUGCUCGCUCGUUCGGAUACAUCUUUUCGCGUAACUACCAGAACUUCAGUCUGUUGGGCAUUCAGCUUGACGAUGACCGCUUUUACGAACUGGCCAAGGAAAAUGCUGACAUUACUGUGAACAUGAAUGGACGCACGAUUGAAGUGGGUGGAGAGACUUUUCGCUUCAAUAUGUCGCUAUUUGAGGAACGUCUGCUUGCUGGAGGAGGUAUCAUGCCGCUGUACAAGAAGUUUGGCAAUCGUCUUUUCCGUGUGGCAGUACAAGACCCUGUGGCCAACAAGGACAGCUGCAGCAGCAGUGGUUGCUCGACUAAGGAGGAGGUUCCUACGUCAGCAGUAGCAGGCGCGUCGAAGGAUCUUUCAUGGUAG